Messenger RNA from Medicago truncatula (barrel medic), 1892 nucleotides. RefSeq lists its product as uncharacterized. Lineage: Eukaryota; Viridiplantae; Streptophyta; Magnoliopsida; Fabales; Fabaceae. The coding region runs from base 461 to 1372 and encodes 303 amino acids. The record is from RefSeq and is a predicted model, not a curated record. The transcript is spliced from 2 exons.
GACGACCCUUGUCCAUUCCUUCGUUCUUCUCCAUCUCACCUUUUUGAGUUGACCACUUCCAAGAAUAACCUACUUCAACUCCUAUUUUUAAUUUUCACCCCUCAUCACAAAACCCUAUUUCCUUCUCUUUCUUCCCUUUUCAUUUCCUUUUACAUUUUCAAUCUAAACCCCCUUCUUUUCCUCACCACUUUUUCCCUUCUCAGGGAAAACAAAAUCCAAUUUUUUUCAUCAAAUUAUAUUCUCUAUUUCACCAAAACACAAAUUUUUCAAUCAAAUUUCACUUUUUCCCAUCUGGGUCUCCCAAUUUCAUCAAAUUUCACUUUUUUCUUUCUUUCUGGGUCAUUCUCAAUUUCAUCAAAACGCGAUUUUUUCCAUUAAAAAUCGCUUUUUUACUAUCUGGGUCAUUUCCAAUUUCAUCAAAAAGCAAAAGGGUCAUUGAAAGUUUUGAAGUUAUUUCUACAUGGAUCAAAACGAAGAAGCGAUUUCAAAAAGUGAAAACUCAUUGAGCUUUUCAACGCUAAAGAGUCAUAGAUCAUGGCUCGAAAUUCGUCUUUUCUACGUUCGAAUUUCACCUUGUUUAAUCGAUAGUGUUCCGGAAUGUUUAACACUAUGUCACCCAAAACGUGAAAUCGGUUUUUCUCUUGUAAUCAACGGUUCACCAAUCCCUGCACCCUCUUCCGCCCCGCCGCUUCCGCUCCGCCGUGACCGUGUCGAUAAAGAGUCUGCCGAGGUUACCUAUGUUAGCACUGAUAAUGUGAGAAUCACAGGUGGUGCUGAAUUUGAGGUGUAUGAGAAAGAUGUGUUGUUUCUAUGUGGGUCAUUGGAACGGUUGGAUGUUGAUUUGGGAAAUGGGUCUGGUUGGGAUAUGGAUUGUCAUGUGGCGGUUGGGUCGAUUGGAUCGGGUUCUUCGGCUUUUUUCAGGCCGAAGCUCGGUGUUUCGGCUCCAUCAGUUGAAGUUUAUGUUGCUGGAUGUUGUUCUGGUGUGCCUGUGAUUUUGAGUAAGACUAUUUCUUUGAGUCCUAGGAGGAGAGUUCCUAGACAUGCUAUUUUGGAUGCUAUUCCUGAAGAUGAGGAAAUGAAUAUGAUGGAGAAGGAUCAUGUUAGUGCUAUGAAUGGAUUAAUUCCACACCCGAAAUUGCAGAUAACAGGGUCUGCAGUUGAUGAUUAUGAUCUUGAUGGUAAGAUGGCGAACGGUUUCUACUCUCAAGAAAUGUAUCUUGGCGAGGACGGACAACUCACAUGGUUCAAUGCUGGUGUUAGAGUUGGUGUUGGAAUUGGCCUUGGGGUGUGUGUAGGGCUUGGGAUUGGCGUUGGAUUACUCAUGCGAUCAUACCAAACAACAACCAGGAAUUUUAGGAGGAGGUUUUUCUAAUCGAUAAGAAUGAAUUUGCUGCUCUAGUUCAAUGAGAAACCGAAUAAGAUAUACUGGAGUUGGAUCAUCAAUGCCUCAAAUGCAUGAACCAUUAGUUUUGUAGAUGAGUGAAAGGUUAUGCAUUGUUUAGUUUCUGUAGGGUUGGUGCGGAUGCGUUCAUGUAUCGCGUAGACGUGAAGAUUUGCAUUUUAUAUAAGCUGUAUUUGAUACUCCAACAACAAUAAGUAUCAAAAAAAAUAAUGCACAGCUUUGAGGAUGGAUAAUGUAGUAUGCCAACAGGAACAAGUGUUAAAUAGCCGGCAUCAGCCAUUAAAAUAAAAAUAAAAAUGGCCUGCAUGCUUGAGAGAGGUUUUAAGUGUGAACAUGUGAAGUGUAAACAUGUCCCGAGAUUUUACUGUUUGUUUGCCUGUAGAUAUUUUAUGCAAAUUUUGAUUUGUAUAUUUCUGUUCUCAUGGUAAAUUAUUUUAUUUUUUAAAACUAUGUGCCGUUUUUAGUGAAUUUCAUUUUCAAUUUGAUUCAA